CAUGCUCAGUACCGGUAUCGGUGCAGCUCAUGGUUACAAGACAGUAGGGGCUGGUGGCUCCCGGUGGCUCACAUACUGCUUCAGUGCCUCUAGCAUGAGAAGCGUUCAGUCGCACACAUUUGUGAACACAUCAAAACCCCAACGCACAUUGGGAGCGGGCAUGACUCUUCGACUUCACUUUUCAGCACAGAUAGAUGCAGUCAAACACACUAUCCUAAGUUGGUGUCAUACCAGUAAUCCAAACGCCUUGUCUCACCUCACCAAAGACUACUUGACCUGCCACUUGACAAUUUCCGCGAAAGCCUUUCAGUAGUCACCUCCACUCGCACAUAACCAUCCGCAUGAGAAGGCAUGGUGCAAUUCAUUGAAGGAAACCUCGUUUCUAUAGUAUGGGGUCAGCCGAAAUGUGGAGUACUCGCUUCAUUUGUUCGCUGUUGGCGUCCUGGUCAUGCGCAUUCUUCAUACUUUUCAUAGCAAACACUGCAACAUAUGUCCAAGGCGUGCGCCUUGCUGACCUGCUCAGCGGCAGCGGCGCUGCAGCGCAGACAUCUCGAAACUUGACCUUGAACCUGCAGCGAGUCGUCGUCUUGGUAGAAGAUGUGACUUUCCAUGUACCAGCCAGCACGCAGCUGACGGUCGCAGGACAGGGGCCGGAGAGCGGGCUUGACCUCCGCGCAUUUGGUUCUAGCGCCUCCCCUGCCUUCAGCCUCCCCGGUGGCGGCUCCUCCUUGGAGCUGCGCAACCUGACCCUGCUACUGCCGCCGCUGCCUGAGGAGGCUGCCACCGCUGCUACAGCUGGCUCUGCCGGGGCACUCCCUCCCAGCUUGUUGGCGCAUGUGAUUGAGGCUGUGGGCGGCGGCGGUAACAGGGCGCAAGUGGUGCUGCGGGGAGUCACACUGGUCGCGGGCGCAUGCAGUGACCUCAAUAUACACCGGAGCUUCUUCUGCCACGACCUCAACCGCUGGCGGGCGCGAGUUGCGGCGUAUGAUGAGCCCACCAUCCUGGGAGGGACGGUACGGUACGGCAGCAGGGCCCCCGGUGGCGGCCUGAUGGCGGUGGGCUCAGCAGAUGACAGUGGUGGCGUUGCAGUGCCGCCGCUUGCGCAGCUGCUGGACUGCGCAGUCACGUGCGACGCAGGAGUCAGUGGCGGCGGCGGCACGGGCAGCAGCAGCAGCACGCCGUAUGUGUCGUCCGGGCCCUCAGGUCCCUGGGACUGCAUGGCAGUCACGGUGUCGGACAGUGCGGGUCUGGCGGCGCUGCCUGACUUGGUCGCCUCGCAGCUGGUGCUAGCUGGCGCGACGGUGCUGGUGUCCGUGGAGGCCGGCGCCCCGGUCCGUGUCGACCCAAGCACCUGGAGCACAAUAAAGGUCCGCGUGCAGACGUCCAUCUUCUUUGUUGGCCGCGGCCGCGCCGCGUCCCUGCUCGACUUGGCGGGGCUGCAGUCAAAGCAGUUUGCGGACGUGGACAGCAACCAGAGGAGCCAGGGGCGAGUCGGGCUGAUGGACAUGACGCUGAUGGGUCUGUCGUACACGACACGUGCGCUGACGCAACUCGACCUGAUGGCGGCGUGGGUGCACGCCGUGGGCAUCUCGGGGACGCAAGAUCAGUAUCUUUACGACGUCACGGUGGGUCGCAUCGUGCCACCAGAGGUGAUGGCCUGGUUUAAGAAUGUGCGCCUGGCCCUGCCGGACGCGGAGGCGGAGUGGUGGCGCAACGCGGCGCCGACUGCGGCGGGCGGCACGGGUCUACCGCUGUCGAGUAGCGGGUGGACAGGGCCCGCACUCUCGGACCCAGACACGCCGCUCAACGCGUGGGUGUAUGGCGCCUUCCCGCCGACCGCGUCCCCCAGCUCACGUGCGGCGGACCCAGUUCGCCCGCCAGAGUGGGAGGCGGGGCCGGUGCGGAUGCGGAUGGGCUGGCGUGGGCUGCGCGCGUGCGACUACUGCUGGAUUGUGCCACUGUCGCGUGUGCUGGAGGCGGCGGCGGUGCAGCAAGUAGGGGCAGCAGCCGGCAGCACCAGUAGUGGGAACGUGCUCGUGGCGCAACCACCGCCGCCACCGCCCUUGGUACUGCGGGGCACGUGGCCUCUGGCGGACGCCCUGGGAUCCGACGUGGCACCCAAGGUGUCGUUGAGCCGGGUGCGCUUGAUGACCGGCGUUCGCAGCGCGCCCUACGUGCAGCUCGCAGUCCAAUGCGGUGACGACGGCGGCGGCAGUAGCGGCAACAGCAGCAGCGGCCGCGACAGCCCCGCUGUGUACGUCAUGCCGCCUGCCGACUUCGAAACUCCUGUACGAUUGUACGGCGGCAUGCUGUACUACACUCUGCGCCGUACAACCGGGCUGGGCGUCAACAUGAUGCCGUCGGUUGGGGAUCGGGACGACGUCAGCGCGUAUGGCCAGUCGAAUCCGUCCGUGACGCUGGGCGGCUCUGGAGGCUCCGCCGGCUCUGGCUCUCGCUGCGUGCUGCUGCCGCCGCCCACGUCCCAGUCCGCUCCGGGCCCCACCACCUGGGACAUGACAGACCUGUCGGACCGCAUCCGCAUCCGACUGGGACCGCCCGGCAGCAGCAGCGACGGCCCCUCACUCCAGAUCCAGGGCUUCACACUCUACAACCUGGCGCCGUGCGCACAGCCGCAGCCGCCGGAGCCGCCUCAGCAGACACCGGAGAUGCCUCCCUCGCCCUCAACAGCACCGCCACCGGCGCAGCCUACCGGGUCGGGGACCAGCAGCUUGGCGGCCGCUCCGCGCAUUAGCAUGGGGCGCCGCUUGCAGCAGUUCAUCGGCGGCGUAGGUGGAAGUGGAGGCAUCUGCUGGGUAUGCUUGGCGACACCACCCGAGCCUCCAGAGCAGCCUCUGCAGCCCCCACAACCACCCCAUCCUCCCGCCCUACCGGAACCGCCAUCCCACCCAGCGCAGCCACCAUCGCCACCGCCGCCGCCCCCACCACCGCCGCCGCCGCCUAAGCUACAUAACCCCAACGCCCCAUUUGAUGGCUUGUCUCUGGCGCUGUCCCUCUUUCAACUUGACAGGUUCAGCCCGCUGCUGUACGCAUGGCCGCAGUCCUCGCCAUCCGCCGCGCUCUCGCCGCCGCGCCGUCUGCCUCCGCUCGCGCUGGUCAACUGCAACCUGGUGGUGCCGCCGCCGGAGCUGGAGCUGCUGAGGAGGCUGCUGCGGGAAGCAGGCAGGCUGCCGGCAGUGGAUGGGCCCUCCGGUGGCACAGAGGGGCCGCAGGCGGGCACGACCGCAACAACAGGAGCAAGGAGGCGCGGGCGGAGGGCGCUCCUGGGCACGGGCGGACGGGGCUUGCAGCAAGAGCAGGCGGGCGCAAACAGCAGCAGUGGUGCGGCUGAUGAGUGGUCGUGGGCGCCGCCUGUGUGGCCAGCAGGCGUGCCGCCUGCAUCGGGGCCCGAGGUGCCCCUGCCGGCGCAGCUGCUGGCGUGUCCUCGCUCGCUGCUGCUGUCCUAUGCGGCUGUAGCCGAAGUGACGGCGGUGAAUGCUACAGCCAUUUCCUUCCGCCGCAUCUCGUUUCUGGGCUGGUCCGGCCGGGACGUUGUGGUCACCUCACAGCUGCCCGACGACGCGCCCACAGGCCUCAUCCGGACACCUGCGGAGCUGAGUCAGCCGUUGUUCUCUCCUAUCCUGGAAGUCCCCUGCUCACCGCCCCCGCCCGAGCCGCCAAGCCCUGCACCUCCGCCCGAGCGGCCCGACCCCCUCCUGCCGCCCAAGCAGCCCAGCGUGAGCAGUGGCGUGGGCACGGAUGCACUGCCGCCGCCGCCGCCGUUCUUGCUGCUGGCGGAUGGGGGCGGGCAAACCGAAAGUACAGGAGACAGGGGGGCUGCCGGCGCUGCGCCUGCAGGCCCUGACGCAGACGCUGUCAGCGGUGCUCCAGCACCCUUGUCCUUGCAUGACUCAGGCGUUGGAACGGGCAGCGGCCAUAGCGAAAGCGAUGGCAGUGCAAACGCGAACGCGGACACGGGGCAGCGGCCAUCGUGGAUUGUGCCGGCGGCUGCGACGCUGGCGACCGUCGGGGGAGUGCUGCUGCUGGCGAUCGUGCCGCUGGCUAUGGUGCUGGUGUGGCGGCGCCGCAAUGCCAUGGGUCGGCAGGAGCAGGAUCAGCAUGCUCAUGGCUUCAAGGACGUCAAAGGCAGCGAUGAGCAGCAGCCAGCAAAGGGCCGUUCAUCCAGAGAUGAUGGCCUGGCGGAGCGCGGCACGGACCCUAGUGGCAGCACGUGGGAGCGACUCAGCAGCGCCACCAUUACCGGUACGGCCGACGCAGGUGGCCUUGGCGCCGGCAGCAAUAAGCGCUGGGCCUUUGUCAACUACCUAUUCAGCUUCGGCCCACGCAGCCUCCGGAGCCCAGACAGCAAUAUGGCCUGGCGUCGCAUUGCACGGGCGCGCAAGCAGGGCACGGCCACGGGGCGCGGCAGCCAUCACAGCGCAGGGACAGCGACAGAUACCCCAAGCGCCAUGAGUGCUGAAUACAGCAACCGCAACACCGGGGCUGCCGUCAGUACAGUGACGGAUGGCGCUCUCGAGCGGAAGACAGCACCUGUGCCCCAGACCAGCGUUCUCCCUGAACUGGAUGCAGCUGCUGCGGCAGCGAAGGCGUCCCGUCUAUGGCGCUCGCUCGAUGCGAGCCGGCUGCUGAAGCCGGCGGAGAGUGUCGUAGCACGCAGCCGUGAAAUGGCGGCCAGCAGCGGUCAGCUUGAGUCCAGCAGCACAAGCCGCAUGUUGGUGUUGUCGCGCUCAUGCCGCAUUGCAGAUACGGCGGAUAUGGCUCGCGGGUUAGGUGAUCACGCUAAUCAUGCGCAGGCAGCUGCAAUGGCACCACAGCAUGGCACGGACUCGUCGGCAGAGGACUCUGCAGCAGCACUAGAGCAUGAUGAGGAGCUGUGGCUAGAGUGCAUCAUCGGGCGCGGCGGCUUCGGUGUGGUGUACCUGGGCACCUGGCGUGGCCUGCCAGUGGCCGUGAAGACGCUGGUGGUGCAUGAGGCACUGCUGGGGAGCGAGGGCCGCCGCCGGCAGCGUGCGGUGCUGGAGGCGGCGGUGUCCUCCGCCCUGAGUCACGCGAACGUGGUGCAGACGUACGCGUUCGAUGUGCGGAGGCUGGGGGAGCUUCCGGGCAUGGGGCGCGGCCGCUUUGCGCCGCCUGCCCUGGAGGCGGUGGCAGAGGAGGAGCACCCGGAGGGCCAGGAGAAGCCACUGGAAGCUCUUGCAUCACCGUCGGCGCAUGGCACCGAGGCGGACUCUGUGUACCAGCUGCUACUCAUUCAGGCGUACUGCGAGGGCGGCUCGCUGUGGGAGGGCAUCGAAAGCUCGCAGCUGUACAUGGGCCUUGCUCCCGACAGCCUGGGCGGUGUCCUGCUGGGUCUGUGCCUGGCACUGGACGUGGCGGCGGGCAUGGCGCACGUGCACGCAAGAGGCAUCGUGCAUGGGGACCUGUCAUCAGGGAACGUCCUGCUCUCUGCGCGGCCGCCGGUCGUUCAGGCCGCAGACCUGCACUCCGCGUCGGCGUGGGGCGUCUCGCUGGGUGCAAGCGGCGAUGCCAGCGUGGAUGCGGGCUUGGGCGGGACCUCCCAAGCAGGCACUGGCGUGGCAGGGCCGCUGGCGCGUGCGGAGCUGCUCGUGGAUGGGCACGGCGGCGGUGUGAAUAUGCCAGAGCCGGAGAGCGAGGAGGCGCAGGCCGCCGCCGCGGAGGCCGCUGCCCGGGCGCUUAUCGCAGGUGUCACGCUGCCGCCAGUGACGGCCAAGAUUGCGGACUUUGGGCUCAGUGCGCGCAUGGGCGAGGGCCAGACCCACGCCUCCAACUGCUGGCAGGGCACACCUGCGUACACCGCACCUGAGGUGGCAGUAGAGGGACGCCUUGGCAAGCCCGCGGAUGUGUACAGCUUUGGGGUGGUGCUGCUGGAGCUGCUGACGGGCAGGACCGUGGACGACGGGCUCCUGUCCAUGGCCGCAUUGAUGGCACCCGGGGGCGGUGGCGGCAUUGGAGGAGCGGCGUUGGCUGCGCCCGAGAUGGCCGUCCACGCGGCGGCUGCCUUGUCCACCGCUGCGCCUUGCCUGGUGCCUUCGGUGGUCAGCGGCGGCAACGCACAGCUGGUUGAGAUGCUGUCGGCCUGCCUGUCACCCGCGCCCCAGGACCGACCCACAUUCACACAGGUUAUGAGGGUCCUGGGGUCGGUCAUUUCUGACCUGGCUCGAGCAUGACAUGAAACAAAGAAUUUAUGGUUGUUAAAUGACGACUUCACCCGGUUUACGUGAUUAUGUGAUAGACGCCUCAGGCAUGUUUUGUGAAGACAGUGUGAGUACCGGGUGCUUGGUACAAUAUAGUAUGAAACGUAUCGUGGAGGCUUCAUGGUAAUAGCAGGUAGUAGCAGGAUCGUUGUCAAUGCUGCGGGGAUGCUGACUUAAAUGUAGCACUCAAUGUGUGUUCUAUGGCAAGGGGAUGCUGAAAUCCCCCCAGAGAGGUAGCGCAAACAACCCAGCCACCUACAAACUCAACCAGCAGUCACAGCUGAAAGUGAAGGCCACUGUAUUGACCGGUGACGACCCAUCUAAUGAGAUGUGUGAUGAACCCAUCGCCACGCUGCAAACCCUCAUGAUGGACCCAUGCGCAUGCAAGUUGCGGUUGUUUUGUGCUGAGGCGUGUGUAGACAGCGGUGGAAAUGUUUUCGCGGUUUCCAGCUGAGAGUACGGCAUGACAUUGUGUCUUGAAUUUGGACACGUUGUUGUACGUAAACUCCCUUCAAUUUAUGACUGGGUUAUUGUUAAGAAGUAUUCAGGGUACGGUAGUCGUUUGGCGAGCGCGUCGGUUGGUUGCUUGUUGCAGCCGUGGAGGACUGUGGGUCAGUGACUGACUCAGCAGCAGAUCUGCACUAGGUCAUUCCUUCUUGUGUACGCAAUGGCGUGCAGGCGCCUCAGAUGGCAUUUCCAUGCACCUCAUGACAGGCAAGCAAGCACGCGAUUGAGCGUCCGCGAGCGAGGGGAUUGAGGGGCUCCGCGACAGCGGGCGGUUGCGCAAGAGGACGGGUUGUGUCACUCGCGUGCACUGUGUCUCAGCAGAGGACGUGCUUUCGAGUUUGACGCUUCCACUUUCAGGUCAUUCAUUGUGCCUAAGUCCUGGAGUCAUUGUGAUCGAACCACCCGGUUGCCUUUAAGAGUAGCCCUUAUCACGCUUUCAUGCUAGCUAACAACACAUGGGUUCGACUUGUGUUGCCCCGCUAACUGACGCGGACACGUGGUUGCGCUGGAACUGAACCACGUUGUUGGCUAGUGUGUCCCCUGAGGAGUGAUGGCGUGGGUUUGCUUUUUAGUUUUGACAGUGAUUUGGUCAUUGCAUGCGUCCUGGGUGGCCACAGCCGCCACAUCCGCACCCAGUACACGCGCAAGGACCACUGCAUCCAGCGGCUGAUGACCGGUCUUCGGCUCAGUUGCCGCGACGGCAGUUGUAACACAGCGUUGUGCAACCUGUGGGACCGAAUUGGUUCAUCUGUGACGGUACCUGGCGGUGGGACUCGUGCGGCUCCCCAAUGCGUGCAGUUGCAGCGACGGCGGUCGUGGUGUAGGCGCUGCGCGGCGAUUAUGUUCAUGCGGUCCGGCCAUGGUCUGUGAUGUGAAGAGCUGUCAGGUC
Molecule: messenger RNA, 7629 nt
Organism: Chlamydomonas reinhardtii
Lineage: Eukaryota; Viridiplantae; Chlorophyta; Chlorophyceae; Chlamydomonadales; Chlamydomonadaceae
Exons: 17
Coding region: 405-6206 (1933 amino acids)
Biological process (GO): protein phosphorylation
Molecular function (GO): ATP binding; protein kinase activity
Source: RefSeq, a predicted model, not a curated record